CACCACCCAAAACAACUCACAAAAUUAAUGAAGUUCCUAUAUAGUGUAAUAUAGAAGCUAAAAAAAAGAGAGAAAAUGAGUGAAGGAACAUCAACCUCAAAAACAAGUAACAACAAAAGUGCAAGUAACAUGACAAGAAAGACAUUCUCAGGAGUUGGAAACCUCGUUAAGCUUCUUCCCACAGGCACUGUUUUCUUGUUCCAAUUUCUAAGUCCAGUCUUAACAAACAAUGGACACUGCAACACCGUCAACAAAUACAUAAGCGCCAUUUUCCUCGUCAUUUGUGGCUUCAACUGCGCUUUUACUUCCUUCACCGAUAGCUACACCGGAAGUGAUGGCCAGAGACACUACAGCAUUGUUACUACAAAAGGUCUCUGGCCAUCUCCGGCGUCAGAAUCGGUUGAUUUGUCGGCAUAUAAGCUUAGAUUUGGAGACUUUGUGCACGCUUUCUUGUCGUUGAUCGUGUUCGCGGUGUUGGGACUACUUGAUACUAAUAUUGUGCUUUGUUUCUACCCGGAAUUCGAGUCGUCGGAGAAGAUUCUCAUGCAGGUGUUGCCACCGGUUAUUGGGGUGGUUUCUAGUACAGUGUUCAUGAUUUUUCCAAGUAAUCGACAUGGAAUUGGUUACCCUAUUAGUUCUGAUGCUAAUGACACCUCUCAAAAGUCUACAUAACACCCCUUAAAAAAAUAAAAUUAGCAAAAGAAAUUAAGAGAUGAAAAAUGAAAAAUUUCUCUUUAAAUUCGUCAUUAAAUUUUGUGACGAAUAAAUUAAAGAGAAAUUUUUUUUUAUUACUCAUUUCUGUUGCUAAUUUUAUUUAAUAAUGAUAAUGGAGAUAUACAACUGCGGUUAUUUGGUCUAUGUUGUUUUGAUUGGAUUUGUUAAUUUGUCAAUUCUAUGACAAUGUUUAUUUGUUUGGGUUGCGUGUGUAUUGUUAAACAUCAAGGUAUCCAUUUAUAAUUAAAUGUGAUGAGUCAGUCAAAAUAACUAGUCAAUGAGUUACAAGUUACAACAAUGAAUCAAUGUGUCACUUGUAAAUAAAUCAGUGGGUGAAUUAACUAACGAGUCAUUACUUCUGAAAAACUGUAUGUAACUAGAUAUUAAAUUUGGAAUGGUAGAAGAUAUUAUUAAUUGUGGA
Messenger RNA from Cicer arietinum (chickpea), 1135 nucleotides. Its product is annotated as protein DMP2-like. Lineage: Eukaryota; Viridiplantae; Streptophyta; Magnoliopsida; Fabales; Fabaceae. Gene Ontology annotation, biological process: endomembrane system organization. The record is from RefSeq and is a predicted model, not a curated record.